AUGGAGAAAGGUAAAUUUGGGGGAAGAAGAAGAAGAAAGAGGAUGCACAUAAAAGAGAUAUGCUUGGAGGGUUUUAAGUCAUACGCGACGAGGACGGUGGUUCCGGGUUUUGACCCGCAAUUCAACGCGAUUACGGGUCUGAACGGGUCCGGGAAAUCGAACAUCCUCGAUUCCAUAUGCUUCGUUCUGGGUAUCACUAAUCUUCAGCAUGUUCGAGCCGCUAAUCUUCAGGAGCUCGUCUACAAGCAAGGACAAGCUGGGAUUACGAAAGCCACUGUGUCCGUAACAUUCGAUAACUCCGAGAGGAAUAAGAGUCCUCUCGGCUAUGAAGAACAUUCGGAGAUAACCGUCACUAGACAAAUUGUAGUUGGUGGGAGGAACAAGUAUUUGAUCAAUGGGAAGCUUGCGCAACCAAAUCAAGUCCAGAACCUUUUCCACUCGGUGCAGCUUAACGUCAACAAUCCUCAUUUCCUGAUUAUGCAAGGGCGUAUCACCAAAGUUUUGAACAUGAAACCUCCGGAGAUCUUGUCAAUGCUUGAAGAAGCCGCUGGUACGAGGAUGUACGAAAACAAGAAAGAGGCUGCACUGAAAACACUAGAGAAGAAGCAAACCAAGGUCGACGAGAUAAAUAAGCUCCUAGAUGAUGAGAUAUCGCCGGCUUUGGAGAAGCUGAGGAAAGAAAAGACACAGUACAUGCAGUGGGCUAAUGGUAACGCGGAACUAGAUCGGCUAAAGAGGUUCUGUAUCGCUUUCGAAUAUGUUCAAGCAGAGAAAAUUAGAGACAACUCUCUCCAAGUGGUUGAACAAAUGAAGACGAAGAUGACAAGUAUUGACGAAGAGACCGAAAAGACGCAGGGAGAAAUAUCGGAGCUGGAGAAACAAGUUAAUGCUUUGACUCAGGCAAGGGAAGCUAGCAUGGGGGGAGAAGUAAAAACUUUGUCUGACAAAGUGGAUUCACUGUCUAAUGAAGCCACACGUGAAUUAUCAAAGCUUAAUAAUAUGAAAGACACCCUUCAGGGCGAAGAAAAGAAUGCUGAAAAGAUUGUUCAUAAUAUAGAAGAUUUGAAGAAAUCUGUAGAAGAGAGAGCUUCUGCUCUGAAGAAGUCCGACGAAGGAGCAGCAGAUCUAAAACGAGAAUUUCAGGAACUUUCCACCACACUGGAAGAGUGUGAAAGAGAACACCAGGGUGUACUAGCUGGUAAGAGUAGUGGAGACGAAGAUAAAUGCCUCGAAGAUCAACUACGUGAUGCAAAGAUUUCUGUUGGAACAGCUGAAACGGAGUUGAAGCAGCUAAGUACCAAAAUUAGUCACUGUGAAAAAGAGCUAAAAGAGAAAAAGUCCCAGUUAAUGUCAAAGCGAGAAGAAGCUGUUGCAGUGGAAAAUGAGCUUGAUUCUAGAAAAAAUGAUGUCGAAAGUGUGAAAAGUGCACUUGAUUCUCUUCCAUAUAAAGAGGGUCAGAUGGAAGCAUUGGAGAAGGAUCGAGAAUCGGAACUUGAAGUUGGGCAAAGGCUGAAAGAUCAAGUGCGUAAUCUGUCAGCUCAAUUAGCAAAUGUUCAGUUUACGUACCGCGAUCCUGUGAAGAACUUUGAUCGAUCAAAGGUGAAAGGUGUGGUUGCAAAACUGAUAAAAGUGAAUGAUAGGUCCUCAAUGACAGCUUUGGAGGUUACUGCUGGCGGGAAGUUAUUCAAUGUUGUUGUAGACACAGAAGAUACUGGAAAACAGCUCCUUCAAAAGGGUGAUCUACGGAGACGUGUUACAAUUAUUCCUCUCAAUAAAAUUCAGCCUCACUUAGUUCCACCUAGAGUGCAGCAAGCCACUGUUAGAUUGGUUGGGAAGGGUAACGCGGAAUUGGCACUUUCUUUAAUUGGUUAUAGCGAAGAAUUAAAGAAUGCUAUGGAAUUCGUUUUUGGUUCCACUUUUGUUUGCAAAACUACUGAUGUGGCAAAGGAAGUUGCUUUUAAUAGGGAAAUUCGGACUCCAACUGUGACACUUGAAGGUGAUAUAUUUCAGCCAAGUGGUCUUCUUACUGGUGGAAGUCGCAAGGGUGGAGGUGAUCUGCUAAGGCAACUCCAUGAUCUGGCAGAGGCUGAAACAAAACUUCAAGUACACCAGAAAAGGUUGUAUGAAAUUGAAGCCAAGAUCAAAGAGCUCCAGCCUCUUCAAAAGAAGUUCACAGAUAUGAAAGCACAGUUGGAGCUGAAAAUGUAUGACCUAUCCUUAUUUCUAAAAAGGGCUGAACAGAAUGAGCAUCACAAGCUUGGUGAAGCGGUGAAAAAACUGGAAGAAGAAUUUGAAGAAAUGAGAUCCCAAAUCAAAGAGAAGGAAGGUCGUUAUAAAAGUUGUGCUGAUACUGUCUCCACGCUAGAAACAUCCAUCAAAGAUCAUGAUAAAAACAGAGAGGGAAGACUCAAAGACUUGGAGAAGAAUAUUAAAACUAUCAAAGCUCGUAUUCAAGCAUCCUCAAAAGAUCUGAAGGGUCAUGAAAACGAGAGAGAGAGGCUUGUGAUGGAGCAAGAAGCAGUGGUGCAGGAACAGUUAUCCUUAGAGAGCCAGCUAACUUCAUUGAGGACGCAAAUUAGCACUCUGGCUUCAGAUGUGGACAAACAACGAGCCAAUGUGGAUGCCAUACAGAAAAAUCACGAUCAGUCUCUCGCUGAGCUCAAGUUGAUACAUGCAAAGAUGAAGGAAUGUGAUACGCAGAUAAGUGGUUUAAUCGCAGACCAGGAAACAUUUAUGCAGAGAGUUAUUGACAUGAAGCUUGAGAAAAAGAAGUUGGAAAACGAGGUAACAAGGAUGGAGAUGGAGCAGAAGGAUUGUUCUAAGAAGGUAGACAAACUUGUUGAGAAGCAUACAUGGAUAACAUCUGAGAAGCAGCUUUUUGGAAACGGAGGGACGGACUAUGAUUUCGAAUCCCGCGAUCCUUAUAAAGCAAGAGAAGAACUUGAAAGGCUCCAGGCAGAUCAAUCAAAUCUUGAGAAAAGAGUGAACAAGAAGGUCAUGGCUAUGUUUGAGAAAGCAGAAGAUGAAUACAAUGCUCUUAUUUCAAAGAAAAAUAUAAUUGAGACUGACAAAUCCAAAAUCAAGAAAGUGAUCGAGGAGCUUGAUGAGAAGAAAAAAGAAACACUGAAAGUUACAUGGGUUAAAGUUAAUCAGGAUUUUGGUUCCAUCUUUUCAACUCUACUACCUGGCACCAUGGCAAAGCUAGAACCUCCAGAAGGCGGUAGUUUCCUUGAUGGUCUUGAGGUCCGUGUUGCUUUUGGAAGUGUCUGGAAACAGUCUCUAUCAGAACUAAGUGGAGGGCAAAGAUCUCUUCUUGCACUAUCUUUAAUCCUGGCAUUGCUUCUCUUCAAGCCAGCUCCUCUUUAUAUCUUAGAUGAGGUUGAUGCAGCUCUGGAUCUUAGCCACACGCAGAACAUAGGAAGAAUGAUCAAAGCUCAUUUCCCGCAUUCACAGUUCAUCGUAGUUUCACUUAAAGAAGGAAUGUUCAACAAUGCUAAUGUUCUCUUCCGAACAAAAUUCGUGGACGGCGUUUCAACGGUCCAGAGGACAGUAACAAAACAGAGCAAAUAGCCUGCUUGUGAGCUUAACAACACUAAUGAUGUCUACUCUUUUAGGUGUGUACUACUUGUGUCUGAAGGUUUGUAGCGAUUUGGGGGUAGUGAUUGUCUAUAUCUAGAGACCAUAUACCUUAAACUCUAGAGUUUUGUUGCAAAUGUUUGAAGAGAGUGGGAUCGUAGGUUAUGAUGUGUAUCACUGUACCACAUGAAUAUGUUUGAAUUUAACGAGUAGCACAAUCUUGAUUAAUUUAGUUCCUCUGUACAUUGAAGAUUUUUAAAUUUGUUCAACUGCGCUACAACGACUCAACACAAUUCAUGCUCAAAAACCAAGAACUCUAAGACGCAACACACAUAAAAAGACAUGAAAGUAGCAGAAGAUAGAUAGAUAGAGAGAUAUGAGAUUCAUAUAAGUCUGUCUUUAAUUCUCUAGCUGAGGGUUUGGACAAUAGUGUUGUGCCAUGGGUCAGACAAGUGCUGCAACAGAUUCUCAAAUGGUCCCUUUCCAGUCACAUUGUGUUGAAUCACAAACCCUAGGAAUGCCAACAUUGCCAACCUCCCUUUUGCGAGCUCUUUCUCCUUGGCCUCUUGUGUGGGAGCAAAGUUAAGCGGGUUAAAGAUUCCUCCGGGGUAACCAACUUCAUUUGGAGGCAAGCUGUAUUGCUUGAAGAUAGGGUCUUGGUUCACACUUCCUGGGUUCUUGAUGUCUUGCCAUCUUCUGAUCUCAACGUAAUGAAACAGGAUGAAUUCGAUCACGAACAAUGUCGACGACGAUGCAAAAUACUGUUCUUUCCCGGCAUCGUACCACUCCGGAACGUUAAUGGUGACUCACCGAUCUUAGUGAAAACUUCCGGCAAGAGCAUGCCGGCGACUCCGAGCAUGGCCCACCUUCCGUUGACCAGCUCUGCCUGGACGAACCAUCUCAAGUUCUCUGGAUCCUCUGCUAGUCCCAAUGGGUCAAAUCCAUUGUCACCGGCAAGGCUGCCGUUGAGAUAACCAGGCGAUGCCAAACCGGGCAACCAUUCUCCUUUCUUAGCUUCAACCUUGAACGACGCCGUUUUCGAGGAUGAGCCGAUAGAUUUAAACGACAAUUCUCGGUUCAAUCUACCGGAAGAACCGGUGAGGAAUCUUGGCUUCGAAGUACAUGGUCGGAAAAUCGAGGCCGAGGCUUGAGUAGUGACAGUCGCCAUUUUCUCUACACCCGAUCCCACUCAAGAACCCGGUACUUGAAGAGAAUAGAUUGGAAUCAAAGAGAUUGAAAAAUGUGUUUGGAGAUGAUUGUGAAGAAAUAGACUUUGGGGAUUUGUAGUUUAUUCGUUUUCUUCUGAGAUUUUUUUGUUGCUGUGAGAUGAGUUUGUGGCUGUGGUUUAAUGUCUGAGUUUCCACCGUUGGAUCAGAUGACGUGCUUGAUUAGACGGAUGAGAUGGGCUUGAGGGGAGAUAAAGGCUUAUCGGUUUAUCUUGGUAGC
Messenger RNA from Thlaspi arvense, 5022 nucleotides. Lineage: Eukaryota; Viridiplantae; Streptophyta; Magnoliopsida; Brassicales; Brassicaceae. The record is from the annotation of a GenBank genome assembly.